Molecule: messenger RNA, 1778 nt
Organism: Lampris incognitus (smalleye Pacific opah)
Lineage: Eukaryota; Metazoa; Chordata; Actinopteri; Lampriformes; Lampridae
Gene: xkr7a
Product: XK related 7a
Exons: 3
Coding region: 45-1778 (577 amino acids)
Biological process (GO): engulfment of apoptotic cell; apoptotic process involved in development; phosphatidylserine exposure on apoptotic cell surface
Cellular component (GO): plasma membrane
Source: RefSeq, a predicted model, not a curated record
UCAUUUACCCAUCUCUCCUACUCACUCCUUUCCCUACAACAAACAUGGCCGCUAAAUCUGACGGUGCGCCCAUCUCUCUCCUGCGGAACGAAAUGACACCGGAGUGUUCGUCCGGUUCGGACCGGCCGCCGCCGCCGAACCUCCGCCGCCGCCGCCGCCGCCGCGCAGAUGAGACGCGGUACUCCGUGCCGGACUGCGUGUGGACGCUCUGCGCCCUGCUGGUCUUCUUCUCGGACGGGGCCUCAGACCUGUGGCUGGCCGCGGACUACUACCUACGGCGGGACUACUGGUGGUUCGCGCUGACUCUGGUCUUCGUCGUGGUGCCGUCCGUGGUCGUGCAGGUGCUGAGCUUCCGGUGGUUCGCCUACGAUUUCGCGGACACCGUCGAGAGCGGGACGGCGGCGGCGGCGGUGGUGGCGGCGUCGGGCGCGGAGAGCGGCUACAACACCAAGGACAGCGCCCGGCGGGGCGCUGGCGCGGCCGGCGCGGCGCCGCCUCCUCCUCCUCCUCCGCCGGGCGGCCUCCGGGAAGGCGCCCGGGGAGGCGCCCGGGGCUGCUGCAGAGCCUUCAUGUGGUUCUUCCAGAGCGUCGUCCACGUUUUCCAGCUGGCCCAAGUGUGGAGGUAUGUCCACGCUCUGUACCUCGGGGUGCAGAGCCGCUGGCGCGGGGACCACGAGCGCCAUCACUUCUACUGGCGUAUGAUGUUCGAGAGCGCGGACAUCAGCAUGCUGCGUCUGCUGGAGUCCUUCCUGAAGAGCGCCCCCCAGCUGGUCCUGCAGCUCAGCAUCAUGAUCCAGGCCCGCCAGGUCCGACCCCUACAGGGGCUCUCGGCCUCUGCCUCGCUGAUAUCCCUGGCCUGGAUGAUUGCCUCCUAUCAGAAGGUCCUGAGGGACUCCAGAGACGACAAGCUCUCCAUGACCUACAAGGCGGUCAUUGCUCAGAUCCUGUGGCACCUCUUCACCAUCGGGGCGCGCACGCUGGCCUUUGCCCUCUUCGCGUCUGUGUUCCAGCUCUACUUCGGCAUCUUCAUCGUGGCCCACUGGUGCAUCAUGACAUUCUGGAUCAUCCAAGGUGAGACCGACUUCUGCAUGUCCAAGUGGGAGGAGAUCAUCUACAACAUGAUGGUGGGCAUCGUGUACGUCUUCUGCUGGUUCAGCGUGCGAGAGGGGCGCACCCGAUGCCGAAUGCUCAUCUACAGUCUGACAGUGCUCGCCGAGAACGUCGCGCUCACCGCCGCCUGGUACCUUUACCGCGGGCCGCGCACCUCGGACUUCUACGCCGUGGUCAUGGUGUGCGUGGUGGCCAGCAGCUACGCCCUGGGCACCUUCUUCAUGUUUGUGUAUUACUGUCUGCUGCACCCCGACGGUCCCAUCUCGGGGUGGGGCUACAUAGUGGAGAAGUCAGGGGCGGUGGAACCCCUCACCUCCCCGGCGUCUACGCUCCCGCCCGACGUAGUCAGCAGCCCCCCCAGGACCCUGCAGAGAACUAAAGGGGCGGACAGGGAUCAAGGGGCGGGCAUAGAUGGGGACGUGUUUCAGGUACGGUCCGCUCGGGGCGCACGGGCUCCCGUGCUGCCGCUCACCCCGAGGACUGAGGGGCCGGUCAUUCGGAUAGACCUACCCAGGAAGAAGUACCCGGCCUGGGACGCCCACUUUAUUGACCGCCGGUUGCGUAAAACCAUCCUGGUGCUGGAAGGUGCCGCUCCGGUCACGCCGCGGAUCCAGUACCGCUGCCUGGGCACGCCCAAAGAAGUGAUGGAGUACGAGACCACCGUGUGA